This is a messenger RNA of Salvelinus fontinalis (brook trout), 7485 nucleotides long. RefSeq names its product protocadherin alpha-C2-like. Lineage: Eukaryota; Metazoa; Chordata; Actinopteri; Salmoniformes; Salmonidae. Gene Ontology annotation, cellular component: plasma membrane. Gene Ontology annotation, molecular function: calcium ion binding. The coding region runs from base 283 to 3261 and encodes 992 amino acids. The transcript has 4 exons. Gene Ontology annotation, biological process: homophilic cell-cell adhesion. The record is from RefSeq and is a predicted model, not a curated record.
AGAGAGAGAGAGAGAGAGAGGGCGAUACCGAGCACCAGUGGCAUGGAAAUACACCCGUCAGCCGCGUGCAGAGGAGAGAAAAAAAGGCAGCACGGACAAAAGAAACAUGGAUGCAUUAGAGAAGUAUUCACUCAAACAGAUAACGGAAUGGAUGUGCCGUUCCUCCUGCACCUAACGGGGAACGAAUUAGCCUAUUUUAAUGCGGUGGUGCGAGGCGAGGUAUUGCAAGCUAAAAAGGCGGAAAGCAGUAUUUAAUCCGUCUGCGGAUCCCAUGAGCUUGCAAUGGCUGUUAUGGGGAUAUGUAGCUGUAUAGGAAACAAUGUGGCUCUUUCGUUUGUUGUAUUUUUCUUAUUGUGUGGCCUUUCACUUGGACAACUACUGUACUCUAUUCAGGAGGAAUUAGAAAAUGGAGCGGAGGUGGGGGAUCUUGUGCAGGACUUGGGGUUGGAUAUUCGAAAGCUCUCCAAUCGAAAGAUAAAGGUAACCAGCAGUGGAAAACGGUAUGUGGAUGUCAAUCCCCAAAAUGGUAAAUUACUAGUCAAUGAACGAAUCGACAGAGAGACGCUGUGUGAUUUGAGCAGCACCUGUCUUAUACAUUUAGAGGUGCUUGUUGAAAACCCAUCCGAGGUGCACAAUGUCGAGGUGGAGAUUGUGGAUACGAAUGACAAUGCGCCGCAGUUCCCUAGUGACGAGUAUCAAUUGGAAAUUGCAGAAUCGGCUUUACCAGGGUCUCGUUUCCCCAUUGAGAACGCCGUGGAUCCGGAUGUGGGAUCCAAUUCCGUUCGUCUGUAUCGACUCAGCCCAAACGAACACUUCGCACUUGAUUCCAACAAGCCCUCUCUCAAAAGCAAGAACGUUGAGCUCGUGCUCAAAAAGCCCCUUGACCGUGAGCUGGCGCCUUACCACCAAUUCAUUCUGACUGCUGCAGAUGGCGGAACACCAGCAAAAACCGGUUCAGCUCUAAUUAAUGUGCGAGUCCUGGACACCAAUGACAACGUUCCUGUAUUUGACAGCUCAGUGUACAAAGUCAAAUUGUUAGAAAACUCACCAAAAGACACACUGGUCAUCAAAUUGAAUGCCACAGACCAUGACGAGGGUACCAAUGGGGAGGUGUAUUACUCUUUCAGCAGCUACACUCCUGAGAGAGUCAGACAGAUGUUCAGCAUGGACAGCAACACGGGCGAGAUCAGAGUGAGGAGCAUUGUGGACUACGAAGAAACCAACUCUUAUGAGAUGUACAUCCAGGCCAUGGAUAAAGGCCCUGGUGCUGUGGCAGCCCACUGUAAGGUGGUGGUGGAGGUGGUGGAUGUGAAUGACAACGUCCCAGAGAUAGUCCUGUCCUCUCUCUCCAGCCCAGUGAGGGAGGAUGCCCGGGCUGACACCGUGGUGGCCCUGAUCAGUGUCACAGACCGGGACUCUGGUGCCAACAAACAGGUGAACCUGGAGAUACCGCCGGGCCUCCCCUUCAAGAUCAAGUCCUUCAGAAACUACUACACCCUGGUCACCUCCGCCUUCCUGGAUCGUGAGACCACCUCUGCGUACAAUGUCACCCUUAGCGCCACUGACGGCGGCACCCCACCCCUCUCCUCCCAGAAGACCAUACAGGUGGAUGUGGCUGAUGUGAAUGACAACCCGCCACGCUUCGAGCAGACCUCUUACACGGUCUAUGUGACUGAGAACAAUGCCCCCGGGGCCUCGCUGUGCACCGUGAAGGCCCAGGACUCCGAUGUCAACGAGAACGCACGCAUCACCUACACCGUCCUCAAUGACAACAACCACGGUAUCCCCGUCACCUCCUAUGUCUCUGUGAAGGCCGACACGGGAGAGGCCUACGCCCUGCGCGCCUUUGACUACGAGUCACUCAGGGAGUUCCACUUCCAGGUCAAAGCUCAGGACGGGGGCAUCCCACCCCUCAGCCGGGUGGCCACUGUCUACAUCUACAUCAUGGACCAGAACGACCACAGUCCUGAGAUCGUCAAACCCCCAGGCAACGGCACACGCUCUAUAGAGACAGUGCUGAAGAACGCUGAGGCUGGCGUCCUGGUGACCAAGGUGGUGGCGUACGACGCAGACGCGGGUCCCAAUGCCUGGCUGAUCUAUGUGUUGGAUCAGUCCACAGACUUGGACCUGUUCAAGGUGCACGAACACACGGGGGAGAUCCGCACCACGCGCAGGGUCCUGGAGGACAACUCCACCUCCUUCAGCCUGACUGUACUGGUGAGAGACCACGGCCAGCCGCCUCUCUCCUCCACCGCCACUGUCAAUGUGGCCGUCAUGGAGGUGCCACCCAAGGUGACCCCUGACCCCAAGAGGGUCAUCCGGCCCCACAGCACCCUGCUCUUCUCCAACGUGACCCUCUACCUGAUCGUGGCCCUGAGCGCCACCACCUUUGUGUUCCUGGUGACCGUGGUGGUGCUGGCCAUCGUGCGCUGCCAUGCCUACUGCACCCAGCCUGGUUCCUGCUCCCCCUGCUGUGUGUCCCAGAAGACCCCCCCUGAUGGCGGGAGCAGCAGCACAGUAGGUGGUUCUGGUGGUGGAGGUGGGGGACAACCCAAUAACAAUGUGGCGCUGCGGAGAGACCUCAAAGUGGAGCCUCACUACAUUGAGGUGCGUGGGAAUGGCUCCAUGACCAAGACCUACUGCUACAAGACCUGCCUGACGGCCACCUCAGGAAGCGACACCUUCAUGUUCUACAACACAGGCCGGCCCAUCAGCGGCACCUGGGGUUCCGAGCGCUUCUUCACGGGCGGAAGCGGGUUUGUACGGAGACUGAGCAUGCCCGACGCUUCAUUGCAAGUCUGUCCAGAGCCGAAGGCCCCAAAUGCUGACUGGCGAUACUCCACUUCUUUGAGGGCAGGGAUGCAGAGCUCGGUCCAUAUGGAGGAGUCGUCAGUGAUGCAGGGAGCCCAGGGGAUGCUGGUCCAGAACUGGCCCACAGUGUCCAGCGCUACAGAUGGUGAGGGGGGCGAGCUGUCCCCUCCGGUUGGAGCUGGCAUCGACAGUAACAGCUGGCACUUCCGUUACGGGCCUGGCCCAGGCUACGGCCCCCCUCAGGUUCUGAGGCCUGGAGAGAUCCCCCCCGAAGCCUUCAUCAUCCCCGGCUCCCCCGCCAUCAUCUCUAUCCGCCAGGGCCAGGGAGGAGAGGAUGACAAGAGCGACUUCAUCACCUUCGGCAAGAAGGAGGAUCCCAAGAAGAAGAAAAAGAAGAAGAAGGACAAGAAAGACAAGAAAGACAAGGGGAAGGAGGAUGUGGACGAGUAGAGGAGAAAGGGGAGAUAUUAAAACAGAGCUACCAACUAAAGUCCAAAUAACAGAUGCAAGACAAAUAUCCAAGUGUAUAUUUUAGAAGCAGGAGAGCCUCCCUGUGGUGUGUUUGCAUAGUUAAGUCUGCCCAGCCAUGUCCCCAUUAGCAGAGGCCUAUCUCUAUUAAACAGCCAAUUGUAGCCUCUGCCAGGUUGGCCCUCCGGGGCUUCCAUACCUCUGGCUAUUAAACAGGCUUCAUACGGGAUUUAAUAGGCUGUCAUUAGCCAGACAUUUGCUGAAAGAAAAUACUGUUUCUAAUCAAACAAAAAUUAAUUUGAUUAGAAGAACCUUUCUACAAUGACGAUUAUUUACUCAACUUUCCCUGCCCCACUCUUUCAUGUAUAAAAUGCCAUAUGCGAGAGAAACCUCACACACCAUUUUAAUGCCAUUGCUAUUACUAGUGUUACAGUCCUGCCAGCCACCUCCCCAAACUGGCCUGAAUUGGGAUGCUCUUCCCUGGCCCUUCUGGCCCCAUGUUGGCAUCUCUGUCUUUACUCUACCCCCUGUCUCCUCUGAUCUCCUGAGUGGCGGGGGAGAGGAGGAGCUCAAUCGGACAAAGAGUGAAACACAGGCUCUCUUCUCCAAUAACAUGGAGGCCUUGGGAAAAAAAAGGAAUACACAAUAGUUAUUUUAUACAAAAUAUAGAAAAGAGGAAGUGACCCAAACAAGACACCUGACAUCUGUGUAUGUAGUGUACGGUGAGCUGUGUGAGAUUAGAAUGGGUUGAGAUUAGUGCUGGCCGAGAUUGAAGGCUGGAUUAGACUGCCCAGGUUAUUUUCAGUGCGUGCUGAAGCCAUGGUGUUUCAUGCCUGGCACUAUUGGCUCUGUUGGCAGCACAGGGCAGGGGCGAAAUACCUGGCCCCCAUCUCCUCACCUAGAACAGACAAUAGGUCAGUGGGGCCUUGAACCCACAGUGUGCAACACGCAACCACAAUAACUACCACACAUACGCUCACACUAGACAGUCAGGGCUGCCAUGCACACACCUCUCUGGAUACUAUAGAUCUCUAACCCAGCCAAAAGGCUGAGGCAUAGCAGUGGCCUCUUUGCUAUGGAUAUGUAAAAAACUCAGCAAAAAAAGAAACGUCCUCUCACUGUCAACUGCGUUUAUUUUCAGCAAACUUAACAUGUGUAAAUAUUUGUAUGAACAUAAGAUUCAACCACUGAGACAUAAACUGAACAAGUUCCACAGACAUGUGACUAACAGAAAUGGAAUAAUGUGUCCCUGAACGAAGGGGGGGUCAGAAUCAAAAGUAACAGUCAAUAUCUGGUGUGGCCAGCAGCUGCAUUAAGUACUCCAGUGCAUCUCCUCCUCAUGGACUGCACCAGAUUUGCCAGUUCUUGCUGUGAGAUGUUACCCCAUUCUUCCACCAAGGCACCUGCAAGUUCCCAGACAUUUCUGGGGGGAAUGGCCCUAGCCCUCACCCUCCGAUCCAACAGGUCCCAGACGUGCUCAAUGGGAUUGAGAUCUGGGCUCUUUGCUAGCCAUGGCAGAACACUGACAUUCCUGUCUUGCAGGAAAUCACGCACAGAAUAAGCAGUAUGGCUGGUGGCAUUGUCAUGCUGGAGGGUCAUGUCAGGAUGAGCUUGCAGGAAGGGUACCACAUGAGGGAGGAGGAUGUCUUCCCUGUAACGCACAGCGUUGAGAUUGCCUGCAAUGACAACAAGCUCAGUCUGAUGAUGCUGUGACACACCACCCCAGACCAUGACGAACCCUCCACCUCCAAAUCGAUCCCGUUCCAGAGUACAAGCCUCGGUGUAACGCUCAUUCCUUCGACGAUAAACGCAAAUCCGACCAUCACCCCUGGUGAGACAAAACCGCAAUUCAUCAGCGAAGAACACUUUUUGCCAGUCCUGUCUGGAUCAGCGACGUUGGGUUUGUGCCCAUAGGCGACGUUGUUGCCGGUGAUGUCUGGUGAGGACCUGCCUUACAACAGGCCUACAAGCCCUCAGUCCAGCCUCUCUCAGCCUAUUGCGGACAGUCUGAGCACUGAUGGAGGGAUUGUGCGUUCCUGAUGUAACUCGGACAGUUGUUGUUGCCAUCCUAUACCUGUCCCGCAGGUGUGAUGUUCGGAUGUCCCAAUCCUGUGCAGGUGUUGUUACUCAUGGUCUGCCACUGCGAAGACGAUCAGCUGUCCGUCCUGUCUCCCUGUAGCACUGUCUUAGGCGUCUCACAGUACGGACAUUGCAAUUUAUUGCCCUGACCACAUCUGCAGUCCUCAUGCCUCCUUGCAGCAUGCCUAAGGCACGUUCACACAGAUGAGCAGGGAUCCUGGGCAUCUUUCUUUUGGUGUAUUUCAGAGUCAGUAGAAAGGCCUCUUUAGUGUCCUAAGUUUUCAUAACUGUGACCUUAAUUGCCUACCGUCUGUAAGCUGUUAGUGUCUUAAUGACCGUUCCACAGGUACGUGUUCAUUAAUUGUUUAUGGUUCAUUGAACAAGCAUGGGAAACAGUGUUUCAACCCUUUACAAUGAAGAUCUGUGAAGUUGUUUGGAAUUUUAUGAAUUAUCUAUGAAAGACAGGGUCCUGAAAAAGGGCAGUUUCUUUUUUUGCUGAGUUUAAAUGGCAGGAACGUUGCUUGUUGCUUCAUUUCUGUUCAAGUCUGAUCCCCCAGCUUCAGUCAUUGAAUGUUCAAUAGUCAAUGUUCAAUAAUUCUUCAAGCCCCGCCCCCUUACCUUGCCGGCAUUGGUGCUUGUAGGAUUUGCUCGCACGUCUCCUCUGUUAACCCCUCUAUCGUUACUCCUCCUUCCUCUGAUCACCAUGUCCAGGAGCCCUCUUAACUUCAGAUGACGUGUUCCUCCUUAAACACAGCAACAGUGUUAUACUGUAUAAGACACACACACACACACACACACACACACACACACACACACACACACACACACACACACACACACACACACACUACGUUUUUGUUAGCUUUAACCAAGCCUUGGUACUGAAAUAACAAAGGUUCCUAUCACUCCUACAGAAUUCUAGUUCAUUUUGGGGACAAGUUGCCUUCCAUUCCACUAGUUACACACAGGGUAGUGGGGGAUACAGGGUACUUCAUGGACUGGCUUCCUUCUGUCCAGAUGGAGAGAAAAAGAGGGAUGGAAGAAGGUAGAGGGAAGGAUAGAGAAGUGGAAUUGUUGUGAUGGGCAGUCCAGUCCACAGACAUACCCCAGAGAGCUUAGUUGCUGUGUUAAACUCUUUACUCAUAUUCUAAUGAAAAUGAAGCAUCAGCAGCACUGGGGGGGAUCUUCACUAGAAGCGAGCAUCCCCAAGAUGAACUCAAGAUGUGCAGGGGCUAAUUGCACAACAUCUCCUACUCAGCUCUCUGUUUCCUCUUCCUGGCUGCUAUCUGACCAAUCAGAAGGACAGAGGGGUGAUGCUAGCGCUGCUAUUGGACUGAAUCCCCCCAUAUUAUACACAUGCUCCCCCUUCAGGUGUGAAUCAUUGCUGUCAGAUCACUAAGGGGCUUUUUGCAUGUUAUAAGCAGAGGAAACAGAUUCUAUAUAUAGAUCUAUAUUGAUAGAUACGUCUUUUCUUUUUCUUCAACCAUUUAUCUCAAACUCAGAGACAUUAAUAUUGCCUCUGGUGAAAUAUACAUACUCACUCGCAAAUACACACACAUGAACACACAAACAGUACAUACACACAUAAUAUAUAUUCAUAGACAAAUCAUACAGGAAUCACUUUUGUAUCCUGUUGAAAUGAAAUAAAAAUACCUUCUAAAUAUACGUAAUGCUGUAGUGUUAUGCUGUAAAAUGCAAUUUUUUGUUUAUGCCCUUAGGAUUUCUGAAGAUUACGAAAUCAAUCCUUUAAGCUAUGAAAUGAUCAUCAAACAACCACUGUACCGAAUCAUUUCUUCACCUUCGAUAUCUAUCCCGAACCGCCUUUAAAAAAAAAAACAUUCAAAUUGAAGGAAAACAAACUCUAAGAAAGAAAAUGGUCAAAAAAAUCUGAAAAACGUUACGUACUCUCUGCUUGUGUGUAGUGAAUGUUUCCUCAGACAUCUGGUGCCCGAAUGGCACGAAUCAGUCGACUGCGAAAGUGCAGAUCUGUUAAUAGCUUUUUUGUACACCUGCUCAUCAGUGUAACAGUGAUAUAGUGAUUUUUCUUUUUUUAUUAUUUGAUGGAUAUGGUAACGUGUUUUGUUUAUAAAUCACAAAUAAAAUGUUAUUUCUUAAAUAUCGGGAAAA